UCCCCAAAUUCUCUCACAAACAGCCUCUUUCUCUCUUCCCUCCUUUGUCCUCAUCAGCUUCUGCAAAAAAAAGAAAAGAAAAGAGAGUCCUCUGAUAUCUUGGGUCAUUUGGCUUUUUGGGUUCUCUGUUUUUCUUGAAUUUCAUUGGUGUUGUGAUGAUUGUUGGCUCACAAGUGGAGGCGGGGCCGGCGGAGAGCGAGCUCGAGCUGGGUCUGGGUCUCAGCCUUAGCGGCGCCUCCGGAAAGACCGGUAAGCCAUGCGGCGGAGCGUGGGGUGAGCAUGGAAGGAUCCUGACGGCUAAAGACUUCCCCUCUGUCGGCUCCAAACGAGCUGCUGAAUCUACUUCUCACGAAGGCGCAUCUCCCCCUCGUUCCAGCAGUCAGGUGGUGGGAUGGCCUCCGAUUGGGUCACAUAGGAUGAACAGCUUGGUCAAGGACCAAGCUAUGAAGGCGCCAAGAUCAGAAGAAGAAGAAGUAAAGAAAGUUGCCGCAGGUGACAAGGAUAGACCCAAAGAAGAUGAGAAGAAAGGGAACGGAAAGACGAAAGUUGGGUUCGUGAAGGCGAACAUGGAUGGAGCUGCCAUUGGCAGAAAGGUGGAUAUGAGUGCUCACUCGUCGUAUGAGAACUUGGCCAAAACCCUUGAGGACAUGUUCUUCCGACCAAGCUCGGUUAUUGGACUGACGGGCAAUUGCAGGGAGAAGGAUAAGGCAAAGGCAUGGAAGAUUCUGGAUGGAUCAUCGGAAUUUGUUCUCACUUAUGAAGACAAGGAAGGCGACUGGAUGCUCGUUGGAGACGUUCCUUGGAGGAUGUUCGUCGGCUCGGUGAGGAGGCUGAGAAUCAUGAGAACCUCUGAAGCUAAUGGGCUCGCUCCGAGACGUCAAGAACGGAACGAGAGACAAAGGCACAAUCCCGUUUAGAGCUUACGUUUUUCGAGUUUUUUGGAAGUGUGAUAACCUUUUGAAGAAGAUCCAUUGAUCUCUCCUUCCUCUGGUUUCUUCUUAUGUUUUAUUUAUUUCUUCUAUGGUUCUGAUUUUACAAUACAGGAUUUGUUUCGACCGAUUCUGUACAUAUUCAGGAAUCUAAGGAACGUGUCUUAAAGAAAAGUAGUUUGUGUCUCUGAGUUUGCUGUGUUUUGGAUUGAAAGGAACUGUUCUUGUUUGGUUC
This is a messenger RNA of Tarenaya hassleriana, 1164 nucleotides long. RefSeq names its product auxin-responsive protein IAA13-like. Lineage: Eukaryota; Viridiplantae; Streptophyta; Magnoliopsida; Brassicales; Cleomaceae. Gene Ontology annotation, cellular component: nucleus. The record is from RefSeq and is a predicted model, not a curated record. The transcript has 5 exons. Gene Ontology annotation, molecular function: protein binding. The coding region runs from base 156 to 917 and encodes 253 amino acids. Gene Ontology annotation, biological process: regulation of DNA-templated transcription.